Molecule: messenger RNA, 5537 nt
Organism: Solanum tuberosum (potato)
Lineage: Eukaryota; Viridiplantae; Streptophyta; Magnoliopsida; Solanales; Solanaceae
Product: putative late blight resistance protein homolog R1B-16
Exons: 3
Coding region: 5-3994 (1329 amino acids)
Biological process (GO): defense response to other organism
Molecular function (GO): ADP binding
Source: RefSeq, a predicted model, not a curated record
UCUUAUGCUACUUUUUAGGAUUGGAAAUACCAAAAUCAGAUUGCAAAUUUCUAAGUUGGUUUCACUUGUUAUUCUAUAUUUUCUACUAAUUUAUAUGGAGAUGGCACAUAAUGAUAUUGAGGAUAUGUUGGAUCAUCUAAAAAGGAUCAAGAGUGGAGGUGAUUCAAACAGUGUCAAGAUUGAUGAAAUUGAGAUACUUGAAGUGGAGCUAAGAUUUUUGAGAACCUUUAUCAAGUACAAUCAUGUUCUUUUGCCUGAUUCCUUAGACAUCAUAAAAAAUAAGUCCAAAUUGAUUGCGGAAAUGAUUCACUCUGUUUUUGGUGGAAUUCCAUAUGGAAGCAAAACUAACUUUAAUGUGGAAAGUCUAGUGUUGCAGUUGCUGGAAUUCAUUGAAGGUAAUACUGGUUUUAUAAGGUACAAUAAUGAAUUGAAUGAUUCCUAUCUUUCAGAAUACAUGGAUUGCCUCGGCAAUUUUCUUAAUGAUGUACUGAAGUACCUGGGAUUGCAUAUGUCUUACCCUUAUUUAGCAGAUGAACAUAUCCUUAAGUUGAAGCGAUCUUCAAAGCAAGUGCAAAUCAUUCAAAAGAAAAUGAGAGGAUUGCAUAUGUCUUACCCUUAUUUAGUAGAUGAACAUAUCCUUAAGUUGAAGCGAUCUUCAAAGCAAGUGCAAAUCAUUCAAAAGAAAAUGAGAUUUUUGAGAUACUUAUAUGUCACAGAGAUAAAGAAUUACGUUGACCAUGAGAAGCUGGAAGGUCUGGAGACCCGAAUUCAGUUCAUAGCUGACAAUGUGGGACAAUUCUGUUAUGAUCUUUGGGUUUAUAAGGAUAAAAAUGAUACAGAUUCAGAUUCAAAUGAAGUUGAUAUAGAUGAGGAUGAGGACAAAGAUGAUCUCUGGUAUAAACCUCCUUAUGUAUUAUCCCUGAUUGUGCUAGUGGAGCUGCAAAUAAAGAAGAUUUUUCUCGGUGAACUAAAGACUUCAAAAUUUACUCAAGCAAGAACUUUCAAGGACAAAACAUUACCAAAAGGAUUUUCACAUCAUCUCCACAGUAUGCUGGUGAAUCUCAGAAACAAAAAGCUUGAGAACUUCCCUAAUACUGUCUCUGCUCAAAAUAUUGAUGUGGCAAUAGAGUUCUUGUCUUUUUUUCUUGUGGAUGUGUCAAAUAGUGUUUUUUAUGGUAAAAAGUUGAAUGAGGUCUUGGAAAAGGUUGGAGCUAUAGCGGGUGAUAUUCUUUAUGUAAUUCAAAAGCUUCUUCCUAGCUCUAUAAACAAAGAUGACACUAGCAAAGUAGAUGUCUGCACAAUACAUAUAUUGGAGAAAACUAAAGAUCUAGUGGAGAGGUACUACAAAUCCUUAAAAUUCACUUCAUCUCAGUUUCCCACGGUUUGUGGAUUGAGCUUUCUGGAUUCUCUUUUGCGGAAAUUGAAUAAGAUAUUGAAAUCUGAAUCAGGUUUAGAUUUCAUGAUUAAAACUCGUAGUGGUAUCAUAGAGAAAGAGUUGUCGUUGCUUAUAUCCAUUUUAGAGAAGGAGUUAUCAUCUCUAUCAUCUAUAAUCAGAGAUGUCGCAAAGGUGCACCAUGAACAUGAAAUUCUCAAAGAUCUUCAGAGUCGUACUAUCAAUUUGGCAUAUGAAGCUGAAGUUGCCAUUGACUCUGUUCUUGCUCAGUGUAAUGCUUUUUGGCAUAUUUUUUGCUCUCUUCCUACAAUUGUAAAAGAGAUCAAACAUAUUAGAGCAGAGGUUUCCAAGAUGUGGUCAGAGGACUUAGCUUAUAAGUCAUGCUAUGUGGUAGAUCCAUCUAAUCAUCUGCCAACACAACGUAACAAUCUUGUGAAUGAUGAGGAGAUAAUUGGCUUUGAAGAUGAAGCAGAAAAAAUAGUUCAAUAUCUGAUUCGAGGUACAAAUGAGUUAGAUGUCAUUCCGAUUGUAGGUAUGGGGGGACAAGGGAAAACAACCAUAGCUAGAAAAGUGUACAAGAGUGACAUGGUUGUUUUUCACUUUGAUCGUCUAGCAUGGUGUUGCAUUUCCCAGACAUAUAAUCAGAUAGAGCUAUUAAAACAGAUCUACCAUCAAGUUCCCAGUUACGAGGACAAUGUCUGUAAGGACGAUGAACUUGCUGACAUGUUGAGGAAAAGAUUAAUGGGCAGGAGGUAUCUUAUUGUCUUGGAUGAUAUGUGGAGUGUUAAGGCAUGGGAUGAUUUAAGAUUCUCUUUCCCAAAUGAUGAAAACAGAAGUAGAAUAAUUGUAACAACCCGACUUGAGAAUGUGGCUAGGCAGAUCAAGUACCAUACUGAACCUCAUUUCCUUCCAUUCCUCACACCAGAAGAAAGCUGUGAAUUAUUAUGGAAAAAAGUGUUCCAAAAUGAAGGUCCCCGCCCUGAACUAUACGAUGUGAGUCUAGCAGUUGCAGAAAGGUGCAAGGGACUGCCUCUGGUGAUUGUCUUGGUUGCUGGAAUUAUCAAAAGGAAGAAAACGGACGCCUCUUGGUGGCAUGAGGUUAACAAUUCUCUGCUUUCCUAUCUUGGCGAGUCUGAAGAAUAUAGUUUUUCGACUAUGCAGCUAAGUUAUGAUAACUUACCAGAUUAUUUAAGACCUUGUCUUCUUUACAUGGGGAUGUUCCAGGAGGAUGCAAGAAUUCCUGUGUCUAAAUUGAUACGUUUAUGGAUUGCUGAAGGCUUCGUGCAGAAUAUUGAAUCUGGGAGAUUGGAAGAGGCAGCAGAAGGUUACUUGAUGGAUCUCAUUAGCAGUAAUGUGGUAAUGAUUUCAAAGAGAAGAUAUAGCGGUAAAGUCAUAUACUGCCAGGUUCAUGAUAUGGUGCUUCACUUUUGCUUGGAGAGGAGUAGAGAAGAAAAGUUUAUGCUGGCGGUGAAGAGAAAUCGUAGCCAAUUUAAACCUUCUGAUUGGAACGAAAAUAGACUGAGCUUCAAAUCCACUUGUGAUAUAUCCGAGUAUGACCAGCUGGGAUACAAAACACAGAAGCCCUUCCAUCAACAUUUGAGGUCACUGAUAAUAAUCAAUGAUUUACAUUGGAAUCCCUUCUCUCAGAUUAGUAAAUUGGGACUCCUUAAGGUCUUGGAUUUGAGUUCCAAUAGAGUGGAUCAUUUGUCGUUGGCUACAUUGAAUCCACUAAUUCACCUUAAGUACCUCUCAGUUUCCAUAUUUGAAUUCGAUUUCCAUCCAGAAUCACAUAUGCGCCAUCUAGAAACUAUCAUAGUGAAUGGAAAUGGUCGUCCUGUAUUGUUGCCAGCAACAUUUUGGAAAAUGGAAAGGUUAAGGCAUAUUGAGUGUUAUGCUUCUUUUGAUUUGAAAAAUAAUAAGCAGUGGAUCUUUAAAGAAUCCUGUAAAUUGGAAAAUUUGAGGAAAUUAAGUAAAGUUGAAUUUCAAAUUGAUGAUGCUGAUUGCAUGGAUGUGUUGUUACAGAAAUGUCCUAAUCUUCAAGAACUUGGGAUUAGUAUUUUUAGCUAUGAAUGGGAUUCUGCUGAUAUUUGUACUUCCGGUCCCAAUUUGGAGAUUCUUAGCCAGCUUCAAUUACUUAACCUUUGCUUUCGUGGUGGCAACAUUAUUGUAACCGAAUUACACCUGCCUUCAAAUCUAAAGGAGUUGACACUUGAAGUGCCUCAUCUAUUAAACGUGGGAUCCUUGAUUGCGGGACUACCAUGUCUGGAGUAUCUCCAAUUGAUGGAUUGGAGACGUGAGUCGGGAGAGUUGUGUUUCGGAGAUAUCACAUUUAAUAAGCUUAAGUUCUUGAAACUGGUGGAGUUAAAUAUCUCAAGGUGGGAAGCCUCAGAGGCAUCUUUUCCCCAGCUUGAGACACUUGUUAUAAAAAGGUGUUACCAGCUUGAGGAGAUCCCCCUUAGCAUUGCAGAUAUUCCAACACUGGAACAAAUUAAGUUGAUUGCAUGCUAUAAUAAAUCUCUGAAGGCUUCAGCUGUGAAAAUUAAGGAAGAAGUUAGAGAUAUACAGGGAAGCGACCAUCUUAAUCUCAUUAUCGAAGAUUGAGUCAAGUGUUUGGCACAACAAACAACAUGGUAUCGCAAUAUUCUAUGAAAAGACUCAUCUCAGCCAAACAAAUCAUAACCUUAGACUGGUUAAAUUUGAAGUUAUCUUGGAAGCUUUUAUUUGGAAUAAGGUACAACAAAUACUUCUUUUAAUUACUAGCGGAAUAAAAAUAAUCUUUGGGACUCUGCAUUGCAAUAACUAAAGAUUUGCGAUCCCACUGAAUUGCAUACCAGCAUCUUGGUAAUUAAAGAAUUUGCUAGUCAUACUUAUAAAUGUUCUGAGUAGAUCCAAUAUAGAUUUAACUUUUUUUAUUUAUAAGUAUUGUCUUAGUUGCUUAGUUCAUCUGUCCAUCAGCUGAUUAAUUUGCUAAUUAGUACUUGCAGUGUUAGCAAGAUCAGAAGCUAAUAAAUUUGUUCUUUCCAUUCAUGGAUUAUUAAGACACUGCAAUUUGUGAACUAUAACAUAUAAUUUAGUAUGACAGGAAAUGAAAUAAGAGAUGGAAAAUGAUUAAACUGAAAACUGUAAGAUGAUGCUGAUUGAUUAAUUUGUUCUGAGAAAAUGAGCAGCAAAGACAAUUAUGGCCAAACAUGCAAAGUGAAAAAAGUGAUAACUAAAGAAUAAAGAUCAGAUAGCCUUUCUUAGAAUAAAAAAAUUCUAAGCAUAGGCAUCAGAUUUUUGAUGGCGAUAAGCUUUCCGGCCUUAUAAAAAGCCAACUUCUCCUUGAUUUCCUCAUCCUUGAGCGUGAAAUCUCCCAGAGUAUAGUAUGUGCUAGUCACUUAAGAGAUGGAACCACCAUCAUCUGACUGGAGCAUCAAACACGUGUAGUCUUGAUUGGAGCGCAAUAAGAAAGAAAUGUCAUAUAUAGCUUAGGGCUUCUCACACACUCAGUUAUUUGAUUACUCAUUUAAUUAGUGACGGCUUUUCAUAGAUGUAACAUCCUUCCUAUUGCAUUGCUCCCUGUAUUAUUCACAUUGUUCCUAAUGUCAAUGUGAGGUUUAGUUUUGUUUGGCAAACAAAUCAAGGUUAAUGAAACAAGAGGAGGAUCCAGAAAGCCAUAAUGACUUUGUUUUAUUUCAUUGUUGUGUUCGAUAGAGAGAAAGUUAUGCAUGCAUGUAAAAUGUGCUUUUAUGCUGUAUCCAUUUGCUUAAUUACCAUUUUAAUCAAACAUUCCAACAUACACUUUAGAGACAUUUUAAAAGUUUUAUGCAUUAGAAAUUCUUGUAUUGAGACUUGGUAAAAAGAAAUGUGAAGGUCAUUUGAUUAUUAUGUCGUUCAUCACAAUAAGCUCUUCCUUUUCAAAUGCUGCAAGUUUUCAUUUUCCUGGCCAUAAAAGAGGACAAACAGUAUCAUCAUCGUUGGUGCAAAAACGUUUCUUCAUGAUCUUCCUGAGCUUGACAAUGUCUUUUCACCACAAGAUCACUUUUUGGAGCAUCGGAAACAUGUUCCUUGUUGGCGGUAGUACAUGUGGAAUUCUUAAGUUUUUAAUUGUAAAAUUAUGCAAGCUGGUGAUAUAUUAUUUAUAGAAGCAUUUAAAAGACUAUUC